This is a messenger RNA of Anopheles bellator, 3713 nucleotides long. Its product is annotated as adenosylhomocysteinase-like 1. The record is from RefSeq and is a predicted model, not a curated record. Gene Ontology annotation, biological process: L-methionine cycle. NCBI's taxonomy places the organism in Eukaryota, Metazoa, Arthropoda, Insecta, Diptera, Culicidae. Gene Ontology annotation, cellular component: cytosol. Bases 659 to 2038 code for a protein of 459 amino acids. The transcript has 5 exons.
GCGGACCUCCGCCGCGGUUUUUGCGCACAACUGUUCUGCGUGUCGUCCGAGAUACACUAGUUUUAUCCUGUGCAAACCUGUGCGCGGGUGCACUGCAGCAAAGAGAGAGAGUGUGUGUUUGUGUGUAUCGUGUUUUAUGGGGGGUGAUUUUAGUGUGUUCACGAGUGACAUUUUAAGCUGCCAUUCUCCAAGCGGUCCAACCGUUAGGAAUUUCUCGCAUUGCCCACAGUGAAAACCCUUCAGGUCUGACGGUUGUGUUGGUUGUCUGUUUGUUAAGCGUGCGGUUGGUCAGCCUCUGUUGCAGGCAACCUUCAUCCUUCCGUUCCUCCCGUACCCGCCACCAUCAGCAACAUCUCCUGAGCACUGGAACGACACGAACCAAGCCACGGUUUACGACACGAUCAACCGAUACUGCUGCGCACACCAGCGUGCCGCGACCACACAGAACCACAAUUGCCAAUUACUUCGUGUACUAUUGCCGCAACAACGACGACGAUAGCGACGAGCAGCAAAUAUCAACCGCGUGUUGCAACCCCGCGGGCACCGUUUGUCACUAGCUACGAGUGGAACCGACCGGACUGGCCGCAGUUAUCGUUCAGCGCCGAUCGACGCAGAACCGACGUCUACACAGUUAGCUACACAGCAACCACCUAGCAAGAUGAGCAUGAGUUCAUACACCGAGAGCAGCUCGGAAGAGGAUGAUCUUUCACCCCGCGACAAGGUACAGCAGAACUCGAAGGGGUUUGCCGAUUUUUGCGUUCGAAACAUCAAGCAGCAUGCGUUCGGACGGCACGAGAUCGAGAUCGCCGAGCAGGAGAUGCCUGGAAUCAUGGGACUACGCAAGCAGGCGCUCGACGACAAACCGCUGAAAGGUGCCAACAUCGUCGGUUGUACGCACAUCAACGCCCAGACGGCCGUCCUGAUCGAAACGCUCAUCCACCUUGGCGCGAACGUCAGAUGGGCCGCCUGCAACAUUUACUCCACACAGAACGAGGUGGCAGCUGCGCUAGCCGAAAGUGGAGUACCCAUCUUUGCGUGGCGUGGUGAAAUUGAGGAAGACUUUUGGUGGUGUAUCGACAAAUGUGUCCACGCCGAAAACUGGCAGCCUAACAUGAUCCUAGACGACGGAGGCGAUGCGACGCAUCUAAUGCUAAAAAAGUAUCCGGUUAUGUUCAAGAUGAUCAAAGGCAUCGUAGACGAGAGUGUGACAGGUGUUCACCGGCUGUAUCAGCUGUCGAAGACCAGUAAGUUGACCGUGCCGGCCAUGAACGUGAAAGACGCCAUCACCAAGACCAAGUUCGACAGUCUAUAUAGCUGCAAGGAAUCCGUUAUCGACAGCUUGAAGCGCGCAACGGACAUAAUGAUUGGCGGCAAGCAGGUGGUGCUGUGCGGUUACGGAGAAGUUGGGAAAGGAUGUGCCCAAGCGCUCAAGGGUCUUGGCUGCAUCGUCUACGUGACUGAGAUCGAUCCGAUCUGUGCGCUGCAGGCGUGCAUGGAUGGGUUCCGCGUAGUGAAGCUCAACGAAGUGAUUCGGACGGUCGACGUGGUUAUCACCUGUACUGGUAACAAAAACGUUGUAACGCGCGAGCACAUGGACAAGAUGAAGAGCGGGUGUAUCGUUUGCAACAUGGGUCACUCGAACACUGAGAUUGAUGUAAACAGUUUGCGCACAUCAGAGCUGCAGUGGGAGAAGAUGCGUUCGCAGGUCGAUCACAUUAUAUGGCCGGGCCCCGACGGUAAACGCAUUAUUCUGCUGGCCGAAGGCAGGCUGGUGAACCUGUCCUGUUCGAGUGUGUCUUCAUUUGUGGCAUCGAUUACCGCCGCCACCCAGGCACUCGCCCUUAUCGAACUGUUCAAUGCACCGCCCGGACGCUACAAGGCCGACGUUUACCUAUUGCCGAAGAAAAUGGAUGAGUACGUGGCGAGCUUGCACCUGCAGACGUUAGAUGCGCACCUGACGGAAUUGACCGACGAACAGGCUCGGUACAUGGGCCUCAACAAGGCGGGUCCCUUCAAACCCAACUAUUACAGGUAUUAAAUGCGGCGAACGACAUCGUUGGAUUAGAGAUGAAGGAAGCUUCAUGCUGAAAAUCUCUCAAAUGAUAAUAACAACAACGACAUCGUCGUGCGUCGCCGAUGGUGCUGUGUUGCUUCAUUGCUUCGGCCUUUGCAACCCGUUAUCCUAAGCCGCUGAUUUUAGAUGAAUGAGCAACUGCAGACCACCAUUAUCCUAGGUUUAUGCAUCCGAAACGGUCAAAGAAAGAAAAGAACACAAGAUGUGUUUCUACUCCACACUGAAUUGUAGCAGAGGAUAAAGUGUCAAAGAAAAAGAUGAUAUUUUAUAAAAUUCAUCCCUGAUGGAAGAGCUGAACGCAAAUUUUAUUUUGUUCGUAGUUUGUUUGACAAAUUUUCACACUUACCACAUUUCACUUAAUACCGAUAACGCGCCAUAGCCAAGGUACGCGAGCCUCGGUGAAACUUUAAUGAAUUUCCUUAUUACAUUAUAAAAUAAACAAAUGAAAGUGAAAAUAAUACAAAUGAAAUCGAAAAUAAAACAAAUGAAAGCUACACACAUACACACUUUCAGAAGAAGAAAUAUUAAUUACCAGUAUUUAGAAGCUGUAGAUUAUAGGAUAUAUGAGUAGCCAAGAUUAUGUAUGAUUGAAUUGAAGCCUUACUGAAAACGCUAUUUAACAAUAAAUCUCGCAUCCACGAGCUAAGCAAUGUCACGAUCAAAUGUAGACGAAUUAAGAAUUUGUGCUUUGUUCACUAAGAAGCCACACUGUAAGAUAUACUAUCUAUUGCAACACGCUACGUUCGAGUUUUAUCGCGAUUCAUGUUUUCUUUCUCAUUUCCCCGUGCAAACGUUCCAUUACAACAUGGUGAAAGGAGUACCGAGUAGUUUAAUUAUUCGAUCAGCUACGUUCGUUGCAGUUCUUAGAAACACUUGAGUUCGUGAUUGACUUUGGGAGAGCUGCAUUAGUACAUACUUGCGACACCUACAACGCGCUUCUAGGGGAGACGACUUGAUUUUUGGGCUAUUUUCAAUUGUUUCGUUUGUCUUGCAUACAGGAGAAGGAAUAGAGAAGAUACAAUUAGUAGGAAGAUGUAGAAAUGGAAAAGUUAAAGGAAAGCAAUGGAGAUGGUCACGAGAAGAAAACGAUGAUCAAGUUGCCCGUAAAUAAAAAUCAACGGAUACAAAUAUAAUGAUGGAUGAGUAAUGUUAAAGUUAAAUAUAUAAAACCUUCAUUUCUAUAGACUUUUCAGAUUCCUUCUAGACUUUUCAGAGUUAAUGAUUUCAUUUCGCAUGAAUGGAUGCUUUAUUUGUUGACGUGCAAUACCGACAUAAAUGCUGUGUUGUGCACCUGUUCAGGAAUCUGUGCUUUCAGAUUGAAAAAAAACGAUAAGAAAACGUUUCUUUCAUAAUUUAUCCUAAUGUUCACACUUUUUUUUCAUUAACCUGCGACAUAGUGGUUCAAUUGUUAUACGCUUUGUGCGGUAGUCUUCUAAACGAAAUUACUAUAAGACAAGUAAAAACGCGCGAAGCACAGGGACGUAGCAUCCGAGGCCCGCAUACCAACACACGAUACGUAUAUACUUUUGGCGAACGAAUUGCAAUAAAACAAAUGAACUAGUUUUAAAUGGUUUAAUAUGGUAUUUUUAAAAUCUUAGAAGGACGGACUGAGUCGUAUUUAUAAUAAAUUACUUAUUCG